AUGAAAGUGAAGCCUUUUUCUCUGGAUCUUAUUAGUUUUAUCCAGCGAGCGGCUCAACCUGCGCUGUCUCACAGUCGGCGUGAGCGUCCCAGAAAAGCUCUCAUGUUCCUGCUAAUGAUUCUCCAGCUGCUCAUCUUCUUCACUCAGCCGUCUGAAGACAAACAUGGGGGCAGUUCUUUAAAAGAGGGACAUUGGAUUCGCAGAGCUGAGGCUGCUCGGGAUGAGCAGCAGGCGUUUUUCAGAGAGGGGAAGGGGGAAAACAGGAGGAGGCGCUUCAUGGAUGGAGCUAGAGCUGGAGGCAAAGUCAGCGUGAGCUGGAGAGAGAACGCCAUGGCAGACAGAGAGGAGAAAAGAGGAGAAAAGAGGAGAAAAGAGGAGAAAAGAGGAGAAAAGAGGAGGGGGAGGUGUGCACCGACACCAGCAGUGACCACAGACACUGUCCAGGCAGCCAGCGUCCCACCUCCACCUUUGAUGGUGGAGGUGGCUGUGGAGGUGAAAGAGAUGAAGGAGGUGGAGGAGGUGGCUGUGGAGGUGGAGGAGGUGGAGGAGGCCCACCGCAAGAACCGGGAGCACCUGGCGCUGCGGGGGGAGAAGGAGGGCCGUAAGGGGGAGGCGGAGCUGGAGCUGUACAUGUGCGACUACUGUGAGGAGACCUUCAGCCAGACGGAGGAUCUGGAGCAGCACGUGCUGCGCCGCCACCCGCAGCUGUCCGACCGCGCCGACCUGCAGUGCAUCCACUGCCCCGAGCUCUUCCUGGACGAGGCCGCGCUGCUCACGCACAUCGAGACGCAGCACGCCAACCGCAAACACAAGAACGAGGCCUGUGGAACCGGGCCUGUGGGAACUGGGCCUGGUUCUACAGGCCUUUGGAGACCAUGUUGUGGGAACCGGUCGGUCUGUGGCAUGAAGAACCAGGCCCGGUUCUCAGGCCUGGUUCUUCAUGCCUGUGGAACUGGGCCUCUGGAGACCAGGCUGUGGGAACCGGUCUGUGGGAACCAGGUCUGUAGAACCGGGCUUGUGGGAACCAGGCAGGCUUGUGGGAACCGGGCCUGUGGAACCGGCCUGUGGAACUGGGCCUGUGGGAACCAGGCCUGGUUCUACAUGCCUGUGGAACGGGGCCUGUGCAGACCAGGCUGUGGAACCGGGUGUCCCGUGUGCUCGGAGCAGUUCCCCUCGGUGGAGGACGUGUACUGCCACCUGGACAGCCACCGGCAGCCCGACUCCUCCAUCCACAGCGCCGCCAGCCCCGACCCGGCGCUGGGCAGCGUGGCCUCCAUGAGCUCCGCCACGCCGGACUCCAGCGCCAGCCUGGAGAGAGGCUCCACCCCCGACUCCACCCUGAAGCACAGCCAGGGCGGCGAGCGCGGCCGCCGGAGAGGCGCCGACUCUGCCGAGGACACGGCCGGCGUCCUGGGCCCCCAGGCUGGAGGUGGGGGGGGCGGCUGGGCCAAGGUGACGUACUCCUGCCCCUACUGCUCCAAGAAGGACUUCCACAGCCUGGCCGUGCUGGAGAUCCACCUGAAGACCAUCCACGCAGACAAGCCCCAGCAGAGCCACACCUGCCAGCUGUGCCUGGAGACGCUGCCCACCCUCUACAACCUCAACGAGCACGUGCGGCGCGCGCACCGCGCCGGCGGCGGCACGGUGGCGGCGGCGUUCCCGCUGCUGCAGUUCACCAACGUCACGGCUUUCCACUGCAACUACUGCCCGGACAUGUUCGGGGACAUCAACUCCCUGCAGGAGCACAUCCGGGCGACCCACUGCCUGCCCGGCGCCAUCAUGGCCGGCUCCACCACUCUAGAGGGGAACCACGCCUUCUUCUGCAACCAGUGCUCCAUGGGCUUCCUGACAGAGUCCUCCCUGACGGAGCACAUCCAGCAGACGCACUGCACCUCGGCCACCGGGGGAGGGGCGGCCUCAGGGGGGGCCGUGGCCAAGCUGGAGUCUCCUGUGCUGCAGGCCGCCUCGCAGUCCUUCAUGGAGGUCUACUCCUGCCCCUACUGCACCAACUCCCCCAUCUUCGGCUCGCUCCUCAAGCUCACCAAGCACAUAAAGGAAAACCACAAGAACAUCCCCCUGGCCAACAACAAGCGGCAGGCCAAGGUGGCCGAGCUCAGCCCCGCCUCCUCCGACGUGGAGAUCUCCUCCCCCAAACGCCACCGACUGGGGGGGGACUCCACCCCGUCUAUGGGAAGCAACGGAGACUACCCCUGUAACCAGUGCGACCUGCGGUUCUCCAGCUUCGAGGGCUUCCAGGCGCACCUGAAGUCCCACCUGGAGAUGCUGCUGCGCCGGCAGUCCUGCCCGCAGUGCAACAAGGAGGACUUCGAGUCCCAGGAGGCUCUGCUCCAGCACCUGACGGUGCACUACACCACCACCUCCACGCAGUACGUGUGCGAGAGCUGCGACAAGCAGUUCUCCUCGGUGGACGACCUGCAGAAGCACCUGCUGGACAUGCACACCUUCGUCCUGUACCACUGCACCCUCUGCCAGGAGGUCUUCGACUCCAAGGUGUCCAUACAGGUGCAUCUGGCCGUGAAGCACAGCAACGAGAAGAAGCUGUUCCGCUGCACGGCCUGUGCCUGGGACUUCAGGAAGGAGGCAGACCUCCAGCUUCACGUCAAGCACAACCACCUGGGCCAGAGGCCCGGCCUCCCCGGAGGCCUGGCAGGCCUGAAGCCCCGGAAGUGCAUCUUCUGCGGGGAGACGUUCGGGACGGAGGUGGAGCUGCAGUGCCACAUCACCACGCACAGCAAGAAGUUCACCUGCCGCUUCUGCGGCAAAGCCUUCCACGCCGUCUCCCUGCUGGAGAGGCACCUGAGGGAGAAGCACUGCAUCUUCGACGGCGGCAGCAUCACCGGGAACGGCGGCGGCGGGACGGGCAGCAGCGGCAGCCAGAACGGGACGCCCAACGGGCUGGCGCAGAGCUCCAAGCGGGCGGCGGGCGGCGCCGUGGCGGCGGCGGCGGGCGGCGAGCGGGCGGAGCCGGCCGACCUGCAGAACAUCCUGCUGAAGGGCGGCGUGGUGGCGGGCGCCUCGGCUCAGGGCGGGGACGCGCUCAACAGCCACGAGGCCAGCGGCGGCGAGGAGGAGCCGGACAACUCGGAGCCCAUCGGGCUGCGUGAACACGCCCAGACGCACCGCGGCCCGGCCAAGCACUACAUGUGCCCCAUCUGUGGGGAGCGCUUCCCCUCCCUGCUCACACUCACCGAGCACAAGGUGACCCACAGCAAGAGCCUGGACACGGGGACCUGCCGCAUCUGUAAGAUGCCCCUGCAGAGCGAGGAGGAGUUCAUCGAGCACUGCCAAAUGCACCCCGACCUGCGCAACUCUCUGACCGGCUUCCGCUGCGUGGUCUGCAUGCAGACCGUCACCUCCACGCUGGAGCUGAAGAUCCACGGCACCUUCCACAUGCAGAAGCUGUCAAGCGGCUCGGCGCUGGGCGUCGGGGGGGCCGGCGGCGGCGGGGGGGGGCGGAGGCUCGGCCUCCUCUUCCCCCAACGGCCAGCUGCAGCAGCACAAGCUGUACAAGUGCGCCUUCUGCCUGAAGGAGUUCAAGAACAAAGGGGAGCUGGUGAAGCUGGACGUCAACGGGCUGCCAUACGGCCUCUGCGCCGGCUGCAUGAGCAGGUGGGCAGCUGGAGAGGGGGGCUGGGGGUGGUCUACUGGUCCUCUUUGGGUCUCUCUGGUCCUCUUUGGGCCUCUCUGGGUCUCUAUGAUACUCUCUAUGAUCCUCUCUGGGCCUCUCUGGUCCUCUCUGGUCCUCUUUGGUCCUCCGUGGUCCUCUCCAAAGAGGCCUGGCGCUGCCCAGCCCUGAUCUUGUCAAAGCUCCCGGCCGCCCGGUUCAGUGGAGAGAAGAGACAGACUGGACCAGAGUGGCUCCUCUGUCUGUUCAAAGAAGCUCUCCUGGCCUUAAACCUCCACCAGUGGAGCCUCUCUGUGUUCGGCCCCCAGCGGCUGAAACCUGGAGGCGCUCACACAGGCCGUUUGACCCGCAGGGGCACCAACGGCCAGAGUCCCAGCCAGGCGGGAGCCCUGGGGGAGGCCGAGCGGGCGGCGGCCGAGCGGGCGGCGGCCGAGAAGGCGGCGGCCGGGCUGCGCUGCCCCGAGUGCGGCGUGAAGUUCGAGAGCCUGGAGGACCUGGAGAGCCACAAAAAGACCUACCAGUGUAUUAAAUGCCAAAUGACCUUUGAGACAGAGAGGGAGAUCCAGAUCCACGUUGCCAACCACAUGAUCGGUGAGUGA
This is a messenger RNA of Menidia menidia (Atlantic silverside), 4245 nucleotides long. The record is from the annotation of a GenBank genome assembly. NCBI's taxonomy places the organism in Eukaryota, Metazoa, Chordata, Actinopteri, Atheriniformes, Atherinopsidae.